AUGUUUGUGGACAGAAGUGGGGUGGAACGAAUCGACACUGCAGACUACAACUGGAGGAAGGCUCUGGGGGUGAGGGAUCAGAGAUUCGUGGACCAUGUAGUGUGUAAUGUGUAUGGGGGUAGAAGUGGGGCGGGACUGGCUAAGUUUGGAGGGGUGGGAGGGGACGGGGGAGAUGUCUACUUGGUAGCAGAUGCUAACAAAAAGAUGAGUGACUUGCAGCCUAGUGCACGUGGUGGUGGUGGGAGUUGGAGUGUGUUGAAGCUGAAGGGAGAGGACGGGGUGUCGAGUCAGAAGAGGAGUAUCAAGGGAGAGAGGGGGCAAGACCUCACUGUCAAAGUGCCACUUGGAACAUCUGUAUGCGACAUGAAAGGUAAGCCCCUGAUUGACCUUGACCGAGAGGGAGACAUGGUGCAAGUGGCCAGAGGGGGCGAAGGAGGCAGUCCGAAGAAUGAGUUCAAGUCCAGCAAGGGAUCCUUCGGCAGCUUCAAACUCUACCUCAGACUGAUCGCAGACGUCGGACUGGUCGGAUUUCCCAAUGCAGGCAAAUCAACUCUACUCUCCCGUAUAUCGGAAGCGAAGCCAUCCAUCACCGCUUUCCCGUUCACUACCCUCCACCCCAAUGUAGGCCACGUGAGGUACGGAGACCUGCGGCAGAUCUCAGUGGCAGACACCCCUGGACUGAUUGAGGGGGCGAGUGAAAAUAUAGGCCUCGGUCACCGCUUUCUCAAACAUGUGGAGCGGACUAAGAUGCUGGCAUAUGUGGCAGACGUAGAGGGUUUCCAGUUGAACCAGACUUCGCCCAGAAGGUCGGGCUACGAAACACUCCUUCUAUUGAUAAAAGAACUGGAACUGUACGAUUCAACUCUGUUGUACAAACCAGCUGUUCUACUUCUGAACAAAGUGGAAAACAAAGAAAGCGAAUCAAAAGCCGACCACAUCAUGCAAUCAUUGCAACAAGCACACGUCCCAGAUAGCAUAAAGCAAUACGAGCCUUUUCCUUUUCCGGAAUUCAAAACAAUUCUGAAAAUUUCGGCCAAAGAGAAAUUAGGAUUGGAGAGAGUGACUGAAGUUUUCAGAGAAGAGUUAGACAAAGUUGCUCUCGAGGAUGAAGCUGGAGGUCCUAUCAUGACUCAUGAAGCAAAAAAAGAAAGACUUGCUUUCGAUUUGACUCAUGGACUUGUUUCUUGAUUAUAUAAAGCAGUAGUUGAAGAUUUUUCUUUCUCUAAUAGACGAUAUUUGUGAAAAGCUCAUUAAUUUCAUGAAUGCGAUUAUUAUUUAACAAAGGCUAGGAAACAUCGCUAUAAU
This is a messenger RNA of Symsagittifera roscoffensis, 1305 nucleotides long. RefSeq names its product GTP-binding protein 10-like. The transcript has 6 exons. NCBI's taxonomy places the organism in Eukaryota, Metazoa, Xenacoelomorpha, Acoela, Convolutidae. Gene Ontology annotation, cellular component: mitochondrion. The record is from RefSeq and is a predicted model, not a curated record. The coding region runs from base 1 to 1188 and encodes 395 amino acids. Gene Ontology annotation, molecular function: GTPase activity; GTP binding.